CAUGGCCCCUUCCUAUAACUAUAACUAUAAACUAUCACACGGAACCCUCCAUCCUUUCUCAUCAUUUCUCUUAUUCCUUCUCUCCAAUUCCCACAAUUAAACUUCCACAUUCUCUCCUUUACUUUCUUUUUUCUUUCAUACUUCAUUUAAUACAUACAUUAAUGGGGAUGAAUGGGUGCAGAGAUGUCAGCAAGGUGAAUUGGAGGAGGACGACGAUGGGAAGGAGGAGGAGGAGGAGGAGGCGGAGGGGAGCAGCAACAGCCACGACAACAUCCAUCCAAAUGAGAGUGAAGAAGCUGCAACGAUUAAUUCCUGGUGGAGAAGAGUUGCAGCCGGAUCGGCUUUUCUUAAGGACCGCUGAUUAUAUAUUGCAUUUGGAGUUGCAAGUUAACGUUUUGCAAGCUCUUUCUGAGAUUUAUACUACUCCUUGAAAUCAAUGCACAUCCCUCUCUCUCUCUCUCUCUCUCUCUCUCUCCAUAUAUAUAUAUAUAUAUAGCAUAGCUAGUAGUUCAUGUUUUUGUUUUCUUCUUCUUCUUCUUCUUCUUCUUUUUUCUUUUUUUCCAUUAUUGGCUAUGAUUAAUAGCUAUAUAUAUGAUUAAGUUUCGUGGGACUUAGUUUUUAGUAUGCUUCUAUAACAUGAUUCAAAACGCACGUUAAUUAUUUUCAUCAUAUAUGCAUGUAACUUUUUUAUAUAAAAAUAUUUAAUAACAGUAUUAGCAUUGGGUGACUCUAUACUUGUACUUCUUAAUAUUGGCUUUUCUGGGGCUUGUACUUAAAUAUAUUUCAAUGUGAAAGAUCGAUGUUGAGAGUUAGCAGUACACGGGUCAGUCUUGAUUCUUCUUUUCGGUAAAGAUAUAAUUCUUGUUUCUCAAUUGUACUUGUAGUUUCUGAUGACCAUCCUCUUCUUCUUCUUCUUCUUCUUCUUCAAGGUUGAUUCUUGGCUUUCGAAAAGUUCAUGGAUUUAUUCCUUGCAACUUAUUUUGUAUGCAGUUUGCUGAAACAGUUAAUGCCUAUAUGUAUAUUGCACCAAGCCUUCACUGUCAUGAUAGUUUUCUAGUUGCAGUUGAUUUUCUUCUCUU
Ricinus communis (castor bean) is the source of this 1079-nucleotide messenger RNA. Its product is annotated as transcription factor PAR2. The coding region runs from base 162 to 431 and encodes 89 amino acids. The transcript has a single exon. Gene Ontology annotation, biological process: regulation of DNA-templated transcription. NCBI's taxonomy places the organism in Eukaryota, Viridiplantae, Streptophyta, Magnoliopsida, Malpighiales, Euphorbiaceae. The record is from RefSeq and is a predicted model, not a curated record.